CGGGAGGGGAGGUCGUGCCCUUGCAAGAUGGCGGCGGCGGGGCUGUGCCCGUGCCGGGCGCUGCUCGCCCGCCGCGGCGGUGCUUUGCGGGCCCUCUGCGGCUCCGUGCGGGGCCUGGCCGCCGGCCCGGAGACGCACUUCGGCUUCCAGACGGUGACCGAAGAGGAGAGGCGGGAGAAAAUUUAUCAGGUCUUUGAAAGUGUGGCCAAGAAAUACGAUGUAAUGAACGAUUCAAUGACUCUCGGGAUUCAUCGAGUGUGGAAGGAUAUCCUCGUGCAUAAAAUGAACCCUUCCCCAGGAACGCUUCUUCUUGAUGUUGCUGGAGGAACAGGUGACAUCGCCUUUCGAUUUAUUAAUUACGUUCGCUCUGUACGAGAGCGCCAGCUCCAGCGGAAGCUUAGGCACCAUCAGAACUUAUCGUGGCAGGAAAUUGCUGAAAGUUACCAGGAAGACAGAUCUAAGUCGCUAGGGGAUUCCCAAGUGGUGGUCUGUGACAUUAACAAAGAGAUGUUAAAAGUUGGGAAGCAGAAAGCACAGCAUCUCGGCUAUACCGAAGGCUUGUCCUGGGUUCUUGGCAAUGCUGAAGAGUUGCCCUUUGAUGAUGAUAUGUUUGAUGUUUACACAAUUGCCUUUGGGAUCCGAAACGUAACCAGGAUUGAUUUGGCACUUCAGGAGGCCUAUCGUGUGCUGAAACCAGGAGGAAGAUUUCUCUGCCUUGAAUUUAGUCAAGUCAACAACCCUCUUCUUUCCAGGCUCUACGAUCUCUACAGUUUCCAGGUUAUCCCCGUUCUGGGGGAGGUUAUUGCUGGUGACUGGAAGUCUUACCAGUAUCUCGUGGAGAGCAUCCGACGUUUCCCCCCUCAGGAGGAGUUGAAGGCAAUGAUAGAAGAUGCGGGGUUUUUUAAAGUGGAUUACCAGAAUUUAAACUCGGGCAUUGUUGCCAUUCACUCAGGUUUCAAACUGUGAAUUUACUGUGUAGCAAAACACGGGAAGUGUAAUUUUCCUGAGGAACAUGAAAGCUGUGGAAUUUUAAUGCUAUCAAGAUUGAAGAGGAGUUUUAAGAACUUGUGCAACAGAUACUCACUCAGCGGUCCCAGAAGAACAUCAGCGACCUUUUUCCCCCCAAGAAACCUGUGGAUGAGGUGACUCCUGUGGUGUUUCUUACACUUGCAUUUCCCUUCCAAGUGCAACAUACAGGACACGGCCAAAACCAAGCAAUCCUAACAAAUGAAGCAGCUUCAGUUACCAGUGGGGUGGAUACAGAAAUAGACUUGACCGGUCUUCAAAUAAGAUGCCUCCUUUUUUUUUUCCCUGAGCUUCAAGGAGGGUCUCGUACCACUGAGAAGUAACUUGGAUUUAUUAGACUUUUAUUAAGCUGUCAUUAUCUUUGUCAUGUGGACUCUAAGGGAUUUUUUCCCAUGAUUCUUAACUUCUUUGAAAGGCAAAUGAAAGGCUUGUGAAAUAAAACAGCUCUGCAUCAA
Calidris pugnax (ruff) is the source of this 1481-nucleotide messenger RNA. It is a transcript of the gene COQ5, whose product is annotated as coenzyme Q5, methyltransferase. Gene Ontology annotation, molecular function: methyltransferase activity. Gene Ontology annotation, biological process: ubiquinone biosynthetic process. The coding region runs from base 28 to 966 and encodes 312 amino acids. The transcript is spliced from 7 exons. Lineage: Eukaryota; Metazoa; Chordata; Aves; Charadriiformes; Scolopacidae. The record is from RefSeq and is a predicted model, not a curated record.